UUGCGCAUGAAACGGCUUUUCUGCCGGGCAGAGUUGUGGUAACAGUGAUGUAUGUUUUCUUUUUCUUUUUAAAGAAGAAUGGAACUCGGCAAGGCAAAGCUCUUAAGGGUUGGUCUUAAUGCUUUAAAUCAAGCUGUUCACCCUGUGCAUGGAAUUGCCUGGACAGAUGGCAGGCAGGUAGGACUAACAGCCAUAUACAUGGUCAAUGGGGAGCCAAAGUUUGGUGAUACCAAUGUCAUUGGACAAUUUGAACACAUUCUUGGACUAUUUUGGGGACCUGUCUGCUGCACAGGAUCACCAGCCCUUCUUGCUGUCCAGCACAAGAAGCAUGUUACUGUGUGGCAGCUCCAGCUCAGCACACUGGAGCAGAACAAACUCCUGUGCACACAGACGUGCGAAAUGGGAGAGCCUUUUCCUGUGCUCUCCCAGGGCUGCGUGUGGCACCCCAAGAAGGAUGUCCUUGCAGUACUGACAAAAAAGGACGCAUCCAUCUUAUUUACUGUCAGGACGGACAAUCGCAGGGUGAAAGCUGAUAUAAAAGCCAGCGGCCUGAUACACUGUGCAUGCUGGACAAAAGACGGCACGCGACUAGUAGUUGCUAUAGGGAGUGCUCUCCACUCGUACAUUUGGAAUGACAUUCAGAAGAGUCUAAGCGCGUGUUCUUUUUGUCCGAUAUUUGACGUUGGAGGAUACAUCUGUGCUAUAGAGUCUACAAUGGAUGCCCAAGUUGCUGUAGCUACCGAGCUACCUUUAGAUAAAAUUUGUGGUCUCAAUGCUGGAAUUGCUUUUGAUGUCCCAAAUGGUACAGAAACAAGGUCUUUACCAUCUCAGUCUUCAGUACUGGUUGUGGAUGAAGACAGAUUCUUCGAUUUAAGGAGGAAGUCUGUUGACUCUGAAAGAUCCCUAGCUUUAAGUUCAAUAGCUUCCUCUACAUUUGGCCCUCUGGACCUAACUCAUAUCCUUGCAAACCACAGGAAGUCUGAUCCCAGUCCGCUCAUUCACUUGAAGCGCAGAGACCACGUUACUGGAACUGGUCAAGACUCUUCGCACCUGAUCUUGGUGACAUUUGAAAGAAAGGUGACCACCACAAGAAAAGUAAGCAUCCCUGGUAUUCUGGUCCCUGACAUAAUAGCCUUUGAUCCCAAAGCCCAUACUGUGGCAGUGGCCUCCAAUACGUGCAACAUGGUGCUGGUGUACUGUGUGACCUCCUCUGCCAUGCCCAAUAUACAGCAGAUCCAGCUUCAGAAAAAUGAGAGGCCUAAGGGGGUUUGCUUCUUGAACGACAAAAUGCUUUUGCUUCUAGUUGGGAAGCAGAAGUCAAAUGACCCUGCUUUCUUCCCCUCUUCAAACACGGACAAAUACAUCAUCAGACUGAUGACCAAGGAACUCAUUUACGAUGAAGAAUCUUGUUCCUCGACAGGGUCUGCUCAAUCUCCACAAUCCACCUUCGACUCGGGGGUCACCAUCCCAAGCAUUAAGAAGUACUUCGAAAACCUGUCUAAGCAAGAUCGGGUGGUGGGGAAAGAGCUACUGCUGCCCGGAAAUACUGCCAUCCAGUCUCCCAGCGGCAGGAGAAAGUUCAUCGAAGAAGUCAAGAGUGAGGAGAUCCCAGUGACAAGUGUGACAGAUCUUACAGACAAAGCAACCUCCAGCGACUCAUCGAUCACCAUUGAACAUUUUGAUUCAGAGCCAACAAACCGGUCAGCAGGCUUGAAUAUGAUGGGGAUGUUUUGCAGUGAGCCCAGCACGCCAAGCUCUCCUCGAUUAGAGGCAGAAAGACUCAGUUGUGCGGCAACCAUCCCAAUGAGUAACAGCCUUCCAAAGGACAAAAAUGUGGAGCAGCUGUCGCAAAACCUGGAACGGUUGUUUGUCAGGUUUUCAGAGGUACAGCAAUAUCUCUCGGAAAUCGCAGACUUCACUCGAAAUGGAAAGAAAUCCUCUGGAGCCUAUCCAGCAUCUUCUGAGCCCCCCUUUAUCAACAUCACUUAUCAUAAGCAGCUUUCUGAGAAUGUAUUCAUCAAUGAGAGAAGGCCUGUGCUGCUGUGUGAAGGCAAGCUGUCCCUGCGAGUGGUUCUAGAGCUAUUUCAUCUCUCCGUUGUGGAAAUGUUACACGGCACUCUUUGGAUAGUUCUGGUUGCUGAUGGUGAGGGCUUUGUUCCAUUAACAUUCAAACCCAAGGAUGAAAUCACAGUUAGAGAUGGGAGGGCGAAAACUGUCUCACUGUCUUCCUACAGUGCCAAGGUGUCACAGUCUGAAUCUCCACACGUUGCAACUUAAAUGUUGUCCCAGAACUUUUUACUACAGAAAACAAAGUACGGUAACAUGCAUUAUUGUACUGUAUGGCUAUACAAAACUGAGGGUUGGGAUUUUGAAAUGAAACCUUAUUUUUGAGACACUGUAUAUAUCUAUGUUAUUUUAGUAUGGGUUUAUAAAAUGCUUAAUCAUGCAGUUGAUUACAGGUGCUUUUGGUUAAAAUAUACUGAUUUAAAAGACAUGUGAAAACAAACUUUGUUCAGCGUCAACAUUGACAAGCAUAAAUUAAUGUCUUACCAACUUUUGAUACAGUAUAGUUUUUUUAAAUGUUUUUGGCAACAAUAUAUUUUGAAGUGGUGUUUUGAUCAAGUGUUUUCUGUUUUACGCAAUAUGGCAUUCAUCUGGCUGACUCGGAAGGGCUUAAACUCAAGGAAUUAUUGUUUACCAUCACAGUGGCUGUUUUCCUCUCCGAUAAACUAGUUGAAAGGCCAUGAAACACAAAGAAAUUUGUAUUUUGUGAUUCCACAAGAAAGUAGAAGCUGGGGAAAAAUAUGGAUUUUACAUUGCCACCAAAUUAGUAACCAAUAGAGUUUCAGCUUAAUCCUAUCCUAUGAAGUAUAAGAAAGCUUACUUCACUUUUUCAGCACAAUAUAAUAGGUGUGUGAUAGAGAACAGAGAAGAACGUACUGUGACACCCAAAUAACAUAUCAACUGUAGAAAUUAAUUGUGUUUGAAAACAGUUUUGAAUAUUAGUUUUUGUGUUAAGAAAAAUCUACACCUGAUAUGUAAAUAACCUUGUAUAUGUAAUAUACUGUAUACAUUUUCUAUUGCCAAAUUAACCAUAAUUGCCAUUGUACUUGUGGUAUCUUAAGUGUGAUGCAUUUUAUACUUGCUGCGAUACUUUUUUCAUGGUUAUAUACACGUAGUCUAAUGUAUUUGUCUAAUUUAAUUUCCUGCUUAACUUUAUAGGAUGAGCACAGUAUUUUGUUCUCCCUAGGAUGCCAUAGGUUUUUAGGGGUCUUUACCCCUUCAAUGGCCAGGUUUAUUGAACUGUCAUCAACAUUAACAGCCUAGAUAGUAAAACCUUCUAUAUACUUCUCAACUUGUUUUAUUUAGACUUAUAUCUGCCCCAGGUUUCUUAAGGCAAGCCGAUUAUUCCUUUAUACAGGAUUAUUCACUCCCACAGAAUGUACCUAGCGUUGCCCGUGUGACGUGUGCUCACCGGCAGCAUGUAAAUACACUGUAAUUAAGUCUGCCCCUGAUUAGAUCAAUCAUGUAGAUGCCUAGCUCUGUCAUUAGGAAUCUUAACUGGUAGAAAAUGCAAGAAAGAACAAAAUACAUCAUUAGGGUCCAACUGGCUAGCAUUAGGUAGUUCAGAAUAUAUAGCAGCUAUAAAUGAGAGUACUGUGGUGGUGACUAGUAUUUGAUAAUUACUGACUUACAGUAUAAAAAAAGCUUUGGAUAACUUUGGUAACUUGGAUAGUAUUGGAAGAUGUGUUAAGGACAUCUGCCACAGGGUCAGUUUCUUGCAUCGAGGGGAAAUCUUGAUGUCUUCUGGUUGUCUAGUGUAAAUUUCACUAUAAUAUAUAUAUAUAUAUAUAUACACGAACUUGCUUUGUAUUAGCCAUAAUUCGUGAAAUAAAGCGGGUCAUGAUAUAAAUCAGGUUUCACAUUAUAACAGCACGAAGAAAAAAAAGAAAACUGUCGGAAUACUGUACAUUUAGUCAGGCUUUACAUUUAAACAAAUGCAUAUAGUUUACUAUAGGACAAAUAUGAUUUGUAAUUAACUGGAAUGAAGCAGUUUGUGUGAUUAUCUAAACAAUCAUGAGUUGUCUACUGAUGAGAGCUAUCAAUUAGGUGUUGCACUUGAGGUUUUUUUUUGUGAAUAAGACUGUUAAAGAAAUUUGGCGGCGUUGGCAUUUUGUAACUGAACUGUAUCCUGUUAAGACUACCCACGCAGCAUUUGACAGGCUGCAGGAAAUGUCAGUUUAUCAGCCAUGGUGAUUAUUGGUUGUUAGGUGCGUUGGAAAUUAAUUAUAUCGUGUGGCUAAUUAGUAAAGCCCAACCAUGCAGAAUCUGACAGGCUGCACAGAACGUGACAAGUAGGUUUGUGAGAUAUUAACAGGUAAUUUCUCAAAAGAAGGUAUGGUGGUUUUUGAAAAGUUGUGAUAAACAGGACAUGAUAUUAAGCGAGGUGAUAUAUAAUGGGUUCAUCUGUAUUAAGAAACUCAGACACAAUAUAUACACACACCUUAUAAAACUGCGUAAAUAUUCCUUUAUAAAUUCAAUACGGCACAAAGUCUAGUAAGACCUUAAUUAUUGCAAUGGUAGGUUUCAUUUAUCCAGUUUUAGUGUUCUGUAUAAUAAUGUGCAGUAAAGAGAAACAUAUUAAUGAUGAAAAUAUUAAAGUAAAAUUAAAAGAAACAUCUUAGUCAAGUACACUUAUAAAAACACUUGUUGUAAAGACUUUUAUAUUCUUUAAGUUAUCAAAAGUAUUAGAUAAACCACCAACUAAAGGUUCAGCACAGUGUUUGCAGUGCGACAUGAGGUCAACAUGUUUAAAUAUCAAUAUACGUUAUAUACACACAUCCAAGAACUAAAGAUGCUUUUGAAAAAAUUCAAGUUUAAUCUUACGAAAUGAAACAUGUCUCAUUAAUAAAUCUGAUCUUCAAGAGAUCAAUACAAUUUGUC
This is a messenger RNA of Polyodon spathula (Mississippi paddlefish), 4944 nucleotides long. RefSeq names its product WD repeat and coiled-coil-containing protein-like. The coding region runs from base 79 to 2277 and encodes 732 amino acids. The transcript is spliced from 4 exons. The record is from RefSeq and is a predicted model, not a curated record. NCBI's taxonomy places the organism in Eukaryota, Metazoa, Chordata, Actinopteri, Acipenseriformes, Polyodontidae. Gene Ontology annotation, molecular function: kinase binding.